UGCUGUCUUCUUGCGACGAGACAUGUAGAAGAUGAAGAAGCCUCUUCGAUCCAGUCAGUGCUACCAUUACGAUGGGUUCUGGCAUGAUGGCAAAGGCACGACGUGAUAGGCACACAAGUGAUUUGACGCAGCCGGAGACGAUUCCCGUUGUGACAUCAGUGUUCAAUGUUGACGACGAUGACGUUCUGUGAGCAGUUGCUGAGAAAAAUGAGAAAGAGCGAACAAACCACUUUUCCCAACGCUUAUUAACUACCUUACACAGUACAUCCAUCUCUCACUUCGUCUUUUCACCCUGAUUCUUCAAUCCAACUUUGACCAAGAUGUCGCAGUACCAGCAAGAUUUCAAGCCCCCGGUCUCACAUCAAGACCUUCCUGGCAAAGAGGGCGACUUGCCCGUCGAAGCCAUCCAUGACAAGCUUCCCAAACCUGACGGCGGAUGGCAACCUUACAAGGCAGCUGGCAAGUUGGAGGGCAAGAAGGCUUUGAUCACAGGUGGAGACAGUGGCAUUGGCAGGGCCAUUGCCAUCCUCUAUGCCAUGGAGGGCGCAGACAGUCUCAUUGCCUAUCUACCAGAAGAAGAGGAGGAUGCUCAGGAGACAAAACGCCAGGUGGAGAAACAUGGCAGGAAAUGCUUCCUGAUGAGCACCGAUCUCAGAAAGCAAGAGAAUUGCGAGAAGCUCGUCGAGGCUGCGUUGAAGGAACUGGGACAAGUCAACAUCUUGGUGAACAACGCUGCUUACCAAAUGAUGCAACAAGAUAUUACCGAUAUUCCAACCGAACAGUGGCUCAAGACCUUCGACACCAACAUCCACCCAAUGUUCUAUCUCUCAAAGGCCUUAGUCCCGCACAUGAGCCGGGGCGACUCGAUCAUCAACUGUGCUUCAAUCAAUGCCUACAUUGGUCGUCCUGAUCUUCUAGAUUACACUUCAACGAAAGGAGCCAUCGUCUCUUUCACUCGAGGUCUUGCGAACCAGCAAAUGAGCAAAGGCAUUCGGGUCAACGCCGUGUGUCCCGGUCCUGUCUGGACUCCGUUGAUUCCAUCAACAAUGACCAAAGAGGCACAAGAGCAGUUCACAUCGCCAUUGGGACGCCCCGCACAGCCAGCCGAGAUUGCCACCUGCUUUGUCUUUCUGGCCAGCCCAGAUAGUAGCAUGAUCAGUGCCCAGAGCCUACACCCCAACGGUGGUGUUGUGGUCAACGGUUGAGAGCGGGGAGCCAUACUGCGCAUCAAAAGUUUUUUCAGUGUCCAACCAGAGGACAUGCAGGGUGAUAUUCAUGCACAAGGAUCCAUUAUCAAAAUGGUUCAAACAGCCACAGAUGAAGCAUUAGGGUACAGCGACAAAUCAUUAGGUACUUAGCUAGGUACUCCGUACCCGGUACAUAGAUUGCCAAGCUCAGCCAAGUUGCUGAUGUUAUUCCAGCAUCCACAAUUUCUGGGCUAGUUGAACCACGACUUCAAGUCACUGCCCUCGUCCCCCAGCAGUCACUCGUAUGUUCGUUUCCAAUAUCAUGUACUCAGGACAUUGUUGGAAUGGCGUCCAAGUCGA
Exophiala xenobiotica is the source of this 1547-nucleotide messenger RNA. RefSeq lists its product as uncharacterized. The record is from RefSeq and is a predicted model, not a curated record. The transcript has 3 exons. Lineage: Eukaryota; Fungi; Ascomycota; Eurotiomycetes; Chaetothyriales; Herpotrichiellaceae. Gene Ontology annotation, molecular function: oxidoreductase activity. Bases 321 to 1205 code for a protein of 294 amino acids.